AUGGGCCGCAAUGUGUUGAUGGUGGCUGAGAAGCCGUCGCUGGCAGAGAGCAUCGCGACGAUCUUGAGCAACGGAAGUUGCUCCCGCCGCACCCGUGCGCUGCCGGUGUACGAGUACAUGGGGAACUUCAUGGGCAGUCCAGCAUACUUCAAGGUGACGAGCACCACCGGUCACGUCUUUUCGUGCGACUUCACCUCUCAGCAUCAAAACUGGGAUCGCACGGAUGAGGAGCAGCUCUUCACCGCGCCGAUCACGUGGAAGGACACGUCGGGGAAGGUGACCCACCACCUCGAGCAUGAGGCGCAAGGCUGUGAUACACUGGUGCUGUGGCUUGACUGUGAUCGUGAGGGUGAGAACAUUUGUUUUGAGGUGAUGCAGGUCGUGCGGCGAGAGAUCUACAACCACAACAACAUCUUCCGUGCACACUUCUCGGCCAUCACGGCGGAGGAGAUUUUCCACGCCUUCCGCAAUCUCGGGAAGCCGAACAAGAACGUCAGCGACGCGGUGACGUGCCGGCAGGAACUGGACCUGAAGGUCGGCGUAGCCUUCACCCGGUUUCAAACCAAGUACUUCCAGGGCAAGUACGGCGACUUGGAUGCCAGCGUAAUCAGCUACGGCCCAUGCCAGACGCCGACGCUCGGCUUCUGCGUGCAGCGCCAUGAUGAGAUCCUGAACUUCAAGCCGGAGAACUUUUGGCGCCUCGUCCCGGUCGCCACACGCGGCGGCGCACUGCUGCAGUUUGAGUGGGAUCGUGGACGCCUCUUCGAUGAGACGAUGGCGCGGCUGAUCCUUCAGCGCAUCACCAAGAACGGUAAGGUGGCCACUGUCGCCAACGUGUCCGUCAGCAACGACACGCGUCCGCGGCCGACCGGCCUCAACACAGUGGAUCUCAUGAAGAUUGCAAGCAGGGCCCUUGGCAUCGGUCCCCACUACGUGAUGAGCAUCGCCGAAAACCUGUACAUCCGCGGCUACAUUUCGUACCCUCGUACCGAAUCCACGGCAUACCCGCCAUCUUUUAACCUUGCUGGCACCCUCGCUCAGCAGAAAAACCACUCCAUGUGGGGGGCCUACGUAACGGCGCUGCUGCAGCAAGGGCACGCGCGCCCCAAGGCAGGCAAGGACGCUGGCGAUCACCCGCCGAUCACGCCGAUGCGAAGCGCGUCCCCUGGCGAGCUCUCCGGGGAUGAGUGGCGCAUCUUCGAGUACAUCACGCGGCACUUCAUCGCCUCCGUGUCGCCCGACUGCCGGCUAAUCAAGACGAAGAUCACGAUCGAGCUUGGCGGUGAGUUUUUUAGCAUUUCGGGCAAGGUGGUGGAGGACCCCGGCUUCACGGAGAUCAUGCCGCACGCCCGCGUCGAGGACGACAGGAUGCCGACCGGCAUCAACAAGGGCGACUCCUUUCAGCUGUCCGAUGUGCGGCUGCAGGCGGGGCAGACGCAGCCGCCGUCGUACCUGACGGAGUCGGACCUCAUUGGGCUGAUGGAGAAGAACGGUAUCGGAACCGACGCGUCCAUCUCCACCCACGUCAACAACAUUGUAGAGCGCGGGUACUGCAGUGUGCAGGCAGGGCGUGUCAUGAAGCCAUCAAAGCUUGGGAUCGUGCUCAUCCACGGCAUCAAGGCUAUCGACCCGGAGCUGGUGCUGCCGCUCGUGCGCAGUCGCGUGGAGGAGUAUGUUACCCACAUCGCCGAGGGCCGCGCGCAGCUCGACGACGUGCUCAGCUACUCGCUCGACCUCUUCUUCUCCAAGUUUAAGUUCUUCAAGGAGCACAUAGACGUCUUCGAUGCCCUCAUGGGCGCCUCCUUCUCCGCCAUCUCCGCCACCGGGAAACCGAUUACGCGGUGCGGCAACUGCAUGCGCUACCUGAAGCACCUGGAUACCCGUCCUCAGCGGCUCUACUGCCCCUACUGCGAGGUGACGUUCGCCCUGCCGCAGGGCGGCGCCAUCAAGCAGUACUCCAGCUUCAAGUGCCCCAUCGACAACUUCGAGCUCGUCAUCUGUCACAUCGAAGGCGGCAAGUCGUUUCCCAUCUGCCCUCAAUGCUACAACAACCCGCCUUUUGAGGACAUGCGCCCCGCCAUACAGCACCACCACCGCGGGUACGGUGGAGGGGCAGCGGCGACGACGGCACCAUCCACUCGGCACAUGGCGUGUGACGAGUGCCGCCACCCCACGUGCGAGCACUCCCUCGCCACGAACUACGUGUGCGACUGCGUGGACGGCUCCUGCGCCGGCAGCAUGGCCUUCGUUCCCCGGACGGCUGGUCAGUGGAAAGUGUGCUGCAACAAGUGCCCCAUGAUGAUUAAGCUGCCCCCGACAGCGCAGCGAGUCUACGUCACCUCCGAGGAAUGCCUCGAAUGUGCCGCCAACUGCCUCGACAUCAUGUUCCCCGAGGGCAAGAGCGUGUUGCCCAACCGCAAGGACCGCAUUGUCGCGUGCAUCUUCUGUCAUCCAGGCCUGAGCCCGCUCUGCGAGGAAGUGCGCGGCCGCAUAGGUAACUUCCGCCGCAUCGGUGGCGCUGCUGCUGGCGGUCGGGGCGGCCGGGGCGGGCGUGGCCGCGGACGUGGUCGCGGACGUGGCAACCGCGAGGAUCGCAGGUGA
Molecule: messenger RNA, 2601 nt
Organism: Leishmania mexicana MHOM/GT/2001/U1103
Lineage: Eukaryota; Euglenozoa; Kinetoplastea; Trypanosomatida; Trypanosomatidae
Product: putative DNA topoisomerase III
Exons: 1
Coding region: 1-2601 (866 amino acids)
Biological process (GO): DNA topological change
Cellular component (GO): nucleus
Molecular function (GO): DNA binding; DNA topoisomerase type I (single strand cut, ATP-independent) activity
Source: RefSeq, a predicted model, not a curated record